UAAAUGACCAAGUAUAAUAUUUUGUCUCAUUUGUUUAACUGGGUUCUCUUUACCAACUUUUAGGACUUGUGUGGAAACCUGAAGAUGUUUUGGGUCAUAUUUAUUUAGAAAUACAGAAUAUUCUAAAGGGGUUCACAAACUUUCAAGCACCACUGUAAAUGAGAUGAAUGUAAUUCACUCUGGAUAAGGGCGUCCGCCAAAUGCCAUAAAUGUAAACGUAAAUUAUAGUUCAUUUAUGUUUCAUUUCUUAAUUUCAGAUCUAAACAAUACCAUCCCUCUGUCUACCCUGUCCGUUAACGUUAAGGACAAUUUCCUGUAGCAGCGUUUCCGUCGUUUACAGAAUUGCCGAGCUAGCUGAAACAUGAUUGGCUGACACGCGGCGCGCGUGCGUCCUACCAGCCAAUCAAAUUCCUCAAUCUUGGCUACACAACCUGCGUUUUAGCAAAGAGAAUCUCGCGCAUCCCUGAGCCGGGUGAGACUUGCUCGAGCACGCAGAAAUGCAUGUAAAUGUUUACAAAUAAUAACGAGGAACAAUGUGUAGUUACGUAUUAAUAUAUUUUUUUUUCUGGAGAUUUAAAAUGUAAUAUUUGUUAAAUGCAGCGUUUUAUGGGAAGUUCAGAACACAGUGGCCGGGUUUAGUUGAGAAAUUGUAAACAAAAAGACUAAAGAAAUCAGCUUUGCAGAUCUACAUCACUAAUGAGCAUAACAAGGAUGUUCAGAAUCCUGGGAUGAGCACAGGACAGUUUUUGAGAUUACAGCAGCAGUACUAUCCAAGAACAGACAGUGGUGUGAUGCUCAACAACACAUAAAAGAAGAUGAUCCGGAUCGCUGCUCUUAAUGCAGCCUCUGAGACUGCAGAUGAGCACGAGGAUCACUUUAGAAGUGCAAAACCGAGUCAGACCAAGGAGGCUCAGGCGAGUCGGUUUAUCCUUACUGUUAUCUUGGUAAUGAUGCAGUCAGAUGCGUUGGAGCUCUGUAUUAAUUCAGUCUUUCUGUCAUGAUGCGCCGCAGGAAGCAGAGGCGUUUGCGCUGUACCACAGAGCUCUCGACCUGCAGAAGCAUGACAAGUUUGAGGAGUCGGCCAAAGCCUAUCACGAGCUCCUGAAGACGCCGCUGCUUAAGGAGGCGGUGGCAUCUGAAGAUGAGAAGGUUGGGCUGAAGCACCCGGGGCUGAUGCUGAAAUACUCCACUUAUAAAAACCUGGCCAGCCUCGCUGUACUCAGGGAUGACCUGGAUACAGCUACAGACUUCUAUGUGGAGGCUGUCAUGCUGGACUCCACAGAUGUGAACAUGUGGUAUAAGCUGGGACAGGUGGCUCUGAGGAGAGUGAGCAUCCCGCUGGCUCGUCAUGCCUUCGAGGUGGGACUGCGCUGUAACCCCGACCACUGGCCGUGCCUCGACAGCCUCAUCACUGUCCUGUACACACUCAGUGACUACAGCUGCUGCCUGUACUACAUCUGCAAGGCUCUGGAGAAAGAUAUAGGCUACACUAAAGGCUGGGUGCUGAAGGAGAAGAUCUUCGAGGAGCAACCCUGCCUCAGACGAGACUCCAUGAAGUUAUUCUCGAAACUCGAUAUGACCAUGCACUACAGUGAUGCAGAUGAGCAGGAAGCUCACAGUAUUGUAGAGGAGGCAUUGGAGCUGAGGAGACAGAGGCAGGCAAAACUGGCACCACCUCCUCUGCAAGACCUACAGCUGGUGGAGCCCAUCAGACGCUUCACUUGGAAGAGCGUAGGCGAGAGCUUCCUGGCCAUGUACAAACACCAGAACGAGUGCCUGGUUCCACGACCCGACUUCGGUCGCCGAAUUGACCUCACCAUGUACCGCGAUCCAGACUGCGUCCUCCAAACACCAUCAGACGCCUCCCAAGCUCAGAUAGCCCCAGCCACAGAGUCUCCCCAUUUGUCCACCUCUGCUCCAGCACCCGAGCCUCUUCCUCCACCUCAGGCAGACUCCAGCAGCCCCAGUGCCAGCCAGUCCAUGCCCUCUGAGUAUCCUCUUCAAUCACAGGCUCAAAGCAGCAGCAGCUCAGGACAGCUACAAGUGAGCCAGAGCUCCAUGGAGGUUGGCACUGCUGCUACAAGCAUUACUGCUGCUCCUGUUUUGAAUGGUACUACUACUACUCCUACUCCUUCUAGUAUUACUCCUGCUGCUGCUGCUACUGCUACUGCUAAUACUGCUGCACCCCUUGGUGUUCUCGCCUUACCUCUGAACGAUAAAGCGAAGAAGGUCACCAAGAGGAAGAGAACAAUGGAGGACUGUGGAGAGAUGGCCAAGAGGAGAUCUGCACGUGUUCGCAACACCAAAAGCAAGAAGGAAGAAAAGAUCGACUUCCAAGAGCUGCUGCUUAAAUUUCUACCCCCACGGUUGAAGAAGUUUGAUGAGGAUGAGGAAAGCUUCAGUAACAUGGACACACAGUGUGAGGCGAAACCCAGCUCCAAACUUAACCAGGGCACCGGGUCGACCCUCUCUGACUACAUCAGCUCAGCAGAGAAAGAGCAUGAGGAAGUGCACUCCUUCCUGCUAGCUAACAUGGAGAACGGCGGCAUCCUGGAACUCCUCAUGCGCUAUUUAAAGGCAAUAGGGCAGAAGUUUCUGGAAGAGUGGCCCCCCGGUUUGAGCGGUGUGGUGACUGAGAUCUACAACUGCUGGAGGCGACAUAGCGCGGGCCUGCCCAAUCCACUGCUCAGAGACUCCAACAACCAGCACAUCAAGGAGAUGAUGAUGAUGAGUUUGUCCUGUAUGGAAAUGCAGUUGGAGCAGUGGGUCCUUUCUAAGGGAAAGAACACGUCUCAGAGGAGGAACGUGUCUGGGCACGGGGGCGAUCACGGCGAGCUGGACAGCCAGGAGAGCCGCUUCCUGACUGAUCUGUACAUGCUGAUCAUGGCCUCCUCUCAGGCAGAUGUGUUUGAGCGAGACUGGCUGUCCUUCGCUGUCAGAGUGCACUGGCUUAAAGCUCGGCACCUCGCUUUUCAGGGUGACAUGGAGGAGGCACUGGAGCGUUACGAUGUGUGUGUAGGGCUACUGAAGAGCCAGCCUCACGUCAGUGAUGGUGACAAACUCUCCAUCCACAUGCCAAAUCUUUGUGUGGAUUCAGCCGUUUCUGUAGAGGAGAUUGAGAAGAGACUGAAGUCUCUGGAGAGGUGCCAGUCACUGGAGGAGAUUCAGAGGCUGUUUGAGACCGGCGACUACCAGUCUGUGGUGAGAUUACUUCAACCCACUCUAAGCUACGGGCCCAGCUCAGCACGGCCUAAGCCAUUGGAGUACAUCAGUUCAGCUCCUGAAAGACCAGCACAGCUGCUGCUGCUUCAGGGUUCCUUGCUUCGCAUGAAGGAUUAUGCUCAGUGUCUGGAGAGUACUGAGGUGGCGCUGAAUGAGGCCAUGCAGCACAUAAACGCCAUGUUUCCCAGCAGCCCCUCUGCUAAGGAGGAGUGGGUAGCCACAGUGACGGCCAUGCUGCGGGGAGUCGAACAGUGCAUCACAGAACAGCCGUGCCUUCUCACCAGCACAACAGGGACCACCAACCUGCCUCGCCUUGCCAACAACCUCAUACAGCUAAUAGCCUGCAGCAUGGUGUUGCCUGACGACCCUAAGGAGCCUCACUUCUCCUCCAUGCUGCCGUGGAUCCUGCUCUACCACCUGCUCAAGCCGGGCGAGGCUGAGCUUGACUGCACACUCCGCCAGCACCAAGCUGAUGAUGAUGAUGAUGAUGACGACAACCCCCUGUUGCCCUCGUCUCUGAUGUUGUUAAACACCGCGCACAAGUACCUAGGCCGCCGCUCCUGGUGCUGCAACUCGGACGGCGCACUGCUCAAGUUUUUUGUGCGUGUACUGCAGCAGAAGCUAGCUGAAGCAGAUGCACUGCCUUAUAAGGAGGACCUGGAGACGGCGCUGGAGCAGUGCUUCUACUGCCUGUACUCCUACCCAAGCAAAAAGAGCAAAGCACGCUAUCUGGAGGAGCACUCUGCACCACAGGUGGAGCUGCUGUGGAGCGACGCUCUCUUCAUGUUUGAAUACUUCAAGCCGAAGACCCUGCCAGAGUUUGACAGUUACAAGACGAGCACGGUGUCUGCGGAUCUAGCCAACCUGCUGAAGAGGCUUUCCGGAAUCAUCCCUUGCUCCGACAAGCCUAUGCUCUCCAUCGACCAAGUAUCAGCCUACAUAGAGGGAGGAGCACUCAAGGCACCAUCACUCCCAGAAGGAACCCCUCCAGCGCCCCCUCUGGUCAAUGAGCUGUACUACCUGUUGGCUGACUACCACUUUAAGAACAAAGAGCAGGCCAAAGCCAUUAAAUUUUACAUGCACGACAUCUGCGUGUGCCCCAACAGGUUCGACUCCUGGGCCGGGAUGGCUUUGGCCCGGGCCACUCGCAUCCAGGACAAGCUGAACUCGAACGAGCUAAAGAGCGACGGGCCUGUAUGGAAGCACUCGCUCGCUGUGCUGACGUGCUUUAAGCGGGCACUGGAGAUUGACAGCUCCAACCUGAGCCUGUGGAUCGAGUACGGCAACAUGUCCUACGCCCUGCACUCCUUCGCCUCCAGGCAGCUCAAGCAGUGGCGGAACGAGAUGCCGCCGGAUCUAACCAAAUUGAUGGAGGAGCGUAAAGAUUCGAUGCUGGAGACGGCAUGCAAGUGCUUCCAGAGUGCGUCCACAUGCGGAGGAGACUGUAAUGAGGAAGAGUGGCUGAUACACUACAUGCUGGGCAAGAUCUCCGAAAAGCGCAAGUUAUUGCCGAAAGAGUAUUUACGGCUCUACAAACAGUCUGCUCAUUUUCUUCAUGAGGAAGCUGCCAGGUAUCCCCGAAAAAUCCACUACCACAGCCCACCUGAUCUGGCCAUGGAGGCGCUAGAACUGUUCUUCCGUACGGCUGCCACUAUCCUGAAGCUGUUAGAGGAAGAAAGCGGCAAGGAAGAAUCCGAGCCGAAGGACCAUCUGGACUACGAGCUUUUCUUUAACAUGCUCGCUGAAGCUGCGGUCGGCCCUUUUGCUCGCGGAGAGGAGAAGAGCAUGCCUAAAACAAGCGACAAGGAAAAACCCCCUUCUUUGAAUGAUGAAGACUCUCACUCCUCCUCAGCGGUGACGGCGUUGGCGGCAGCAAACUCUACGGCGACAGCCGUGCCCAUGGCGACAUCCUUGCACAGCGACGGCGCGGCAGGUGUGACUUCCCCCCCGUGCGCGGUCACUCCGCUCGACCACGAUUACGCCAAACGUAAAAAGCUGCAGCAGAGGCAGGGGCAGCCGCAGGACGCCCUGUACAGGAAUAAAACACGUCAGAUCUCACACCUACCCUCAGGUAAAGCCGAAACUCUGAAUUCUCCGAGAUUAGAUCUUUUUUUUUUUUUUUUGAUGUUUUCUAAAGCCAUGGUCUCCUCCGCAGCAAACCUCCCUCACGACCACGAUUACUGCGGGUCUGGGUGUGCACCUUCUUUGCGAGCGGGACCUGCGUAUGAGCAAAGUCAGGACAGCGUGGCGGUGUUAUCGGACUCCAGCUCCCUGCAGGAUGUGUUCUUGGACGCCACCAGCUCACAGGACAGCACCCACAAGCUGGAUUCUGGGAAAUGUCAGCCAUUUUCUGAAGAUAUAAAUAUGCUUACGAAAGACAAAGCAGCUGCAGUGGAAGAACCAGAGGAGAAGCACAUGGACGUCAGCUCCACCACGCACUCCCAGGAGUCCUCGGACACCACUCUGUCCGUCGUCACUUCUCCCGAGAUGUCCGUCCCCAAACCCCCUGCCCCGGACACGCCAACCCAGGCAGCGGCCGCCCUGCUGCGCUCUGCCCCUCGCCGGCCCGAGCCGCUCACGCCACCCGAGCUACUGGAGGUGCCCAGGUGUCUGCCGACAGGCCGGGUGGAUCAGAGGAACGUGCUGGUAGAGAUGUGUGUGAGAGCGCUGUUUCUGUGCCUCAACCGCUUCCCCCAGCACUACAAGAGCCUGUACCGACUUGCCCACCUGUACGCCUGCAGCAAGACGCACAAGAAUCUGCAAUGGGCAAGGGAUGUGUUGCUAGGGAGCCGUGUCCCAUGGCAACAGCUGAAGCACAUGCCUGCACAAGGACUUUUCUACGAGAGAAACAAAACCAAUUUGUUCAACGGCAUCUGGCGAAUCCCAGUAGAUGAAAUCGAUCGCCCGGGUAGUUUCGCAUCUCAUAUGAACAGAUCCAUCGUGCUGUUGCUGGAUGUUCUGUCUCAGUUAAGGGAUCACGACACGCUGCUCAAGAUUUCCCUCAUGCUCCAGAGAACCCCUGAUCAGGGAAAGAAAUAUUUGCGGGAUGUGGACCGGCAGGUCUUGGCAAAGCGCGCCUUUUUCUUCACUGUGAAAGUGCUGGAGGACAAUCUGGAUAAACUCACUGCGGUGUCAGAUCCUUCUCUUAAGCCUUCCACUUACUCCAUGGGUGAAAUGACCACAGCUGACGUGUCCAGCCGGCCUCCUGCUACAGAGGACACGAAAUCCUCGCAACCUGCUAAACCAUGCCUUCCAGACUUGUCCGCGACCCCAGCCGUUGAUAUCACAACCUCAGGCCCCUGCCAGCCUCUGGCUCCUCUCUCUCAACCCACUCUAGAACCAGGAAACCAGAACCAAGGCACAUCAGCAACUUCUCAGACCAGAGAAGGUAACUCGAUCCUGGUGGAGCCUAUGGAGCUCGAACCUGGAAUAUGGACAGGCGUUCCAAAACCAGGUCACCCACAAUCAACCGCUGACAGUGUUUCACAUGAGCAAGGAACCCCCAGAUCUGUGGCAGAGGGGACAGAGAGACGUCUGGAAAGUGCUCGGACUCCGGAGCUUUCUCUGGAGGAGCUGAGCAUUAGUUCCAAACAGCAGCAGCUGAUGCAGGUUCAAGCAAGCACAGCCCACAGAGGAACCCACACUAUGACCACAGUGCGGCCAAACAGAAAGAGGAAGCUGCUCGAGGACGUCGAGUCGGGCAAGACGCUCUUACUGGAUGCAUACAGGGUAUGGCAGCAGGGGCAAAAGGUUAUGACCUACGACCUGGGGCGCAUUGAGAAGAUCAUGUCAGAGACGUACAUGUUAAUCAAGCAGGUGGAUGAGGACGUGGCGUUGGACCAGGCUGUGAAGUUUUGCCAGAUUCAGAUGGCAACAUCAGCACAAAGACAGAAUUCCAGUGAUGCCCCCAUCACUCCUAAGUCCAAUAAAGAGCACAGAGACAUCUUCUUCCCUGCUUCUGUCUCCACUCCAUGCCUCCACACACACUCGCAGCCUGUACCUGUCCAGGAGCAUGAGACCAAGCUGAGCAAGACUCCACGGCCUCUUCACACACACUCACAGUCUCAUACACCCAGCACGCCGACGCAGAUGUAUUGCCCGUCUCCGGGCCAGCAGGACCAAUCACAGCCCCGGACGACACCCAGUCAGCCAAUAGCAGGCAUGGCGUUCUUACCCCACACAGACAGAGAAGCCUCUGCCCCAGAAGGUCUGGCGUAUAGACAGCAGGAGUCUCAUUUGUGUCAGCAGAUGAAGUUGGCCACAGUUUCACAGAGUCACAACACACAGGAGUGGAGCAGUCACGAAGCCGCUACCUGCUCAACUCACACAGACACUGAAAGCGCUGAUCAGUCGAAGCAGGCCGAUUCGAGUCGGAUCCGCUCCCGGAUCCCUCCCAAUAUGCCCAAGCUGCUCAUCCCCUCCACAGCCACCAAAUUCCCCCCGGAGAUCACGGUCACGCCUCCGACUCCCACUCUGCUCUCACCCAAAGGCAGCAUCUCAGAGGAGACCAAACAAAGGCUCAAAAACGUGAUUCUGGCCUCUCAGUCGGCAGCUAAUGUAAAGAAGGACACUCUGGCUCAGCCGGCACUGGAAGUCCAGGAGACGUCCAGCCAGGAGUCGUCACUCGACAGCGAGACGGACGAGGAGGACGACUACAUGGACAUUUGAAUUAGAAAGAUUUCUGACUGUCUCUCUCUCUCUCUCUUUCUCUUUUCUAAUCUUUCUCUCGUUUCUUAGCUCGUUUUUUUUCGUCUUGAAUCGAUGAAACGUUUGUGUCCAUGCACUUGGUCUCUUCAGCAGUAUGCACGUUCUUUAAGCAAAAGGGCUUUUUCCUCGAUGCUCAAUGAUGUCCUCUCGCUACACAUGCACUGUGUUCUUUUUUUCUUCUUUUUUUCUCUCUCACUUUUUGCCUUUUUUUUUCUUUUUUCGCAACGAUGCUGCAAAGUCUGAACAACGAUCUCUGACCAGCAGCUUCUAAAUGCCGGUGCACGAGUCGAGUUCUGUUUGUUUCAUGCACCUACAUCAGCGGCUUUAACAGCAGGGGUCCUAUGCACACAGUCAGUUUAAUGCAAGGCAUUUAUAAUUACAGUCACGGGGGCAUUAGAUCAGAAAGUGUUUCCCUUUUCCCUUUUUUUCCCCCUCUUUAAAUGAAAUGAGUUUACAUCUGAAUAAGGUGCUUAAACUCAUGACAUAUCAACGUGGAUAUUUACUCCGAUGCUGUCCGCAUGCAAGCACUAAAACAUUGCCGGAAUGUUGUGCAUAAAUAAAUAUAUAUAGUGUGUGUGUGUAGGGUGGAUCUUGUGCUACCCACAGUGAAGCUUUGCUUUGAGCAUGGCUGCCUUGCUUGUGCGACGUGUCCAGUCCAACAACAGCAUGUGUUUACAGUUUCCUGUAGCGCCAACCACUUUUUCAAAAUGAAUUUCUACACUGUUUUUCACCGAUGUUUACUUUUGCCUGAUGGAUCAGUUUAAUUAUGCUUAUCGUAGAGUUCAUAAAGUGAGCCACUUUGGCCUCUUGGUACUCCUAUUAUGAAACCCCCAUUUUCAUAAUUGGACUUUAUUAUUAUUUGUAUUUUUUAUUUGGAUUUUUGUCAUUUAAAUGUUUGUUUUUUUUUCUGAUCAAAGCAGCUCUCGUAAUGACUGUACUCAUGUUUGUGCUACGUGGAAUCGUGUUCGGUCUUCAUUUGUAAUUUCUUUUGUACUGAAUUACGUAGCUGGGCGUGAGAGUUUUAGCACGCAGGUUUGAGUCCUGCCACCAGCAUCGAGUCGGAGACUAUAUGUACCUUAACUAAAUGUACUUAUGUAAUCUAAUUACGCAGAGGUAUCCGGUGGGUUUGCUUUAAAGCAAUGCACCUUUUCAUAGUCAAGUGUCCAGCAUCAUACCAAUGUCAAGAUCUUAUCAAUAGUGGAAUAUAUAUUUUAAAAACAAGAGCGAGACGGACCUUAGCAUGAUCCUGGACACGUUGCGUUGAAAGCGGGUGCAUCACUCUUCAAGCUGUAGAGUAUUGUGUGCAUGUUUUAAAGAGUAAAUGUAUAUUUUUUUGAAGAAAAGAAAGCACAAGAUGUGUUGUGCUUUGCCUUCCCCUGCACAUAACUUCUGGAGAUCAUGUGGACCUCCUUCCUAAACAGCCGAAUGUUUGUUUUGUUUUGUUUUUUUUAAAUCUUAAACAGUACUUUUUCUACAAAUGGAUGGAUUCAUUCCCUCCUGUAUUUUUCUGGUUAUCGAAUAAAAGAAAUAAUAGUUUAAAAAAAGAAUUUUUGCAAAAUAAGGAAAAAGCUUGUCAAGAGAUACAAGAUGGACGUUCGACACAAACGUCGGACCUGUAAAUGGCUAAAGAUGUUUGUAUUUUUCUCUACUUUGUAAAAGCAUGGUGGUUUGUUUGUUUGUUUGUUUGGGGGGUGGGGUAUGGGGGGGGGGAUAUGGCUCUGCUUGGGCUUGUACUGAGAAUGUAACUUGGUGAAGGACGGAUGGUACGAGCAUUGAGCUUGCCCUCUCUCUGCUCACACUUGUUCUCCUGAGGGUUCAUAUUUCUCUCAGUUUUUGACUUGCUGCAUUAAAAAUUGUCACAAAACCAAAAAUAACACUUGAUGACACUUUCACCCUGCGCCGAUUUCUGUCUUUUUCUUGUUUUUUUUAUUUUUUUAUUUUAAUGUGUACUAGUAGUAACCUGUGCCUCGGGGCUUUCUGCCUGGAUUUAUAAUACUUAUCUCUGCAUUUGCAAUGCUUAUGAGCUGUGGGUGGAAGAUGUACAAAAAGAUCAUCACAGAUCUUGAAGACGCAUCGAUACAUGACAGGUAUGACAUGACAUCAUAUAAACCUAUAAUUUGGUUUGCUGACAAAGUGCUACAGUAAAUAGUAUAUGGUUUUAAUGUCUGCAGAAACAAAACUGUCUUUUUUUUCCCCCCCAGAACGUGGCAUAUUUCUGAGUGAACAGGAUAUCCACGUAUGGAAUAAUAUAGAGCUAGACUUUGGAUUAAACAAGUUGACAUGAUUACAUUGGUUAAGAUUAUUUUGUCCUCUUCCUCUGUGUGGACGAGGGCCAUUUCCAAGAAUCACUAUGACAGAAUCAAAGAAUUUAACCUGUUAAUACUCAAGAAUCAUGUACAAUAUGACUAAAUAACAUGGAAAUUAGGAAUUUCAGACAGGACUUUCAUUCAUAUGGUUGUUGGUGUAACUGUUAUUUGUACCACGGUGUUAUUGAAAUUCUUGAAUCUGAUAUCAACUCCUUCACAAGGUCUUAAAUGAUAGAUGCGGCACAUAAUAUAAUCUGAUAAUAAACUGGUUUAUAAAUGUGCUGUCAUUUAGCAAAGAAAAACAUAAUAGUUGAAAUUGUGAAGGCUUCUGUAAGGAGAUAUUUUUCUUAACAUUUAUGGAAGGAGUCUCCAGUGUCAGCGUGUUUUCCACCACAGGAAACUCUCCAGAAAAGAGGACUUUGAGCUUUGUGGUUUUUCUGUAACAUGACUAUCUUAAAUAGUUUUAGCCUUUAUGUCGGUUAUGGAAAACGUCGAAGUAGAUUUGGAAUACUAAUCAAACAAAUUAUAUAAUGAUCAUUGUAAUUGUAGUCAUUUAAAUAAUAAUUAAAAAGGAAAAAUUAGGUCAGAAAGUGUGGGGACCUGCUCAUGUUGUAAACUUCAAAAUGUUUUUGGUUUAGCUGUUGUUUGUUUUUCUUUUUGCAGGGAUAUUGUGAUAAUUACCAAGGCGAUCACUUUAAAAGCACAACCCUCUUACCUAAAUUAAUGAUGGAAAAUACAUUUUUAACUUAAAAAAUUUAAGUAACUCACUAGCAAUAGCUAAUUCUAUGACAGAAACCCAACCCUGUUACUUUCAAUUCCAUUAUUCACUUAAAAGCAAAAUGCAAACAUUCUCAGGAAAGUAACCUUUUAACAGUUAAAUGCAUGUUUUCUUAGAUUAAUUAAAUUAUUUUUAAAAGUUGUUAAUGGCACCCAAUUGUGGAGUCACUCUACUGAAAUGGGCUACAACAUGGCCUGUAUAUAUACAGCAGCUGAGUCUAAAAUAGUGAAGACGAUUAUGCCCGUUUCUAAGUUGUAACACUACAAAAUAUGUUCAAGGGGGUUAAUACUUAAGCAAAGCACUGCAGCUUCUCUGAAAUCUUUGUGUGCUACUUGCCAGUUUUUUCCUAAUGAUAUUAAUGGUUCCAGUGUUAAGUGUUUACUUUAAAACUUUUUGCUGCAUCAUCCUUCCACAUAUCCUUCCCCUCUAUUCCUGAUUCAGAAGCAGAGCUGGCUUUUUGGCAUGGUGCCAGUGUGUAAUCCUGGAGUUCAGCCACAUGCCUACAACAUUGCAUUCUCUUUUUCCUUCGGUUCUCCUAUCGUACACAUCAUGAACACUCCUGUGGCCACACCACAAUCUCAUUUAGCAAACACAGCUCUGUUUCUGGAAUCACUCCCUGACCUUUCACUUAGUAACACCAAGCUGCCAUUUUCAAAGAUGCCAUCAUCUCUGAUUAAAUGUUUGUGUAAGGGCAAGAGCAUGCACGCGGUUGAGUAUUUAUAGAUUUCAUACUACUACUGGGAAUUUGUUCUUUGGUCUGAUGCAGGGGUCUAUAAAGUGAUGGUUGGUUACGAGGUUUUUUGGGGGUUUUUUUGCUCUGAAUGAAAAGGGGGAUGCGCACUACCAGAUGACACACUAUGGGUGAUUGAUUACACCUUCCUCUAAGCUCACUCGCAAACACACCCAGAACUCUGACCUCUGAGCAGUGAGAGUCAGCAGCAGGUGGUGACACAAGUUUACAUGAAUAACAGGAUCAGCUCGGAGUAAAUGGUUGAUCAAAAUCCUUGGGUAAAAUCUUUCUGAGGUCAGUGGCAGCCUGAGUGGUGGUUAAACUUACCUAGCUUACGACAUGUUAAUUUAUGAAUGUAGUUUAUACUUCAACAUCGCAUCCUUCUCAAUUCUUUAACUUCUCUGAAAGGGAUUGAGAGAGUUCAAAAGGAUUAGUGCUUAAAUAGAGGCAUUUAAACACCUCGUCAUUCUGCUGCCAACUACAACGCUCUGUUGGCAUCGUGCCUCAUGUUUAUCCUCUUAUUUUAAACAAAACUCUCUCAGAUAUUAUGAGCUCCCUGAAAUUUAUACUGUAAUCGGAUGGUUCAUAACUGUUUUUGAAAAUCAGAUGAAUGUAGAAUGUGAUUAUCAUUUUGGA
This is a messenger RNA of Ictalurus furcatus (blue catfish), 12379 nucleotides long. RefSeq names its product calcineurin binding protein 1 (gene cabin1). NCBI's taxonomy places the organism in Eukaryota, Metazoa, Chordata, Actinopteri, Siluriformes, Ictaluridae. The transcript is spliced from 39 exons. The record is from RefSeq and is a predicted model, not a curated record. Gene Ontology annotation, molecular function: protein binding; nucleosome binding. Gene Ontology annotation, biological process: chromatin organization. The coding region runs from base 961 to 7890 and encodes 2309 amino acids. Gene Ontology annotation, cellular component: nucleus.